Messenger RNA from Suillus subalutaceus, 1781 nucleotides. RefSeq names its product major facilitator superfamily domain-containing protein. Gene Ontology annotation, biological process: transmembrane transport. Gene Ontology annotation, cellular component: fungal-type vacuole membrane. NCBI's taxonomy places the organism in Eukaryota, Fungi, Basidiomycota, Agaricomycetes, Boletales, Suillaceae. The transcript is spliced from 14 exons. Bases 328 to 1671 code for a protein of 447 amino acids. Gene Ontology annotation, molecular function: transmembrane transporter activity. The record is from RefSeq and is a predicted model, not a curated record.
AAAGCGGAUACUCAAUCGUCUCCUAGCCUGCUGUCAACCACGCAAGCCGAACAACCAACAGUCCUGUGACAAGACAGCUGUUGUCAUGUCAUCAGUUGUCUACCAUCACAGGGAUGGACCCUGAGAGAUCGUCCGGGUUUCUUCUACAUAUGUGCGCAUUCAAUCGCCAUCAAGGUUUUGCUGACGCCCUGUCGGCGAUGUAAUGCACCUCCUACCGCGUAGCCCCUUUAGCACGAGGCGCUCUUGCAGGGUCAAGAUUAUUAUUGGUCUUAUAAUCACUAAGCCCAACGUUUGCUGGUGCAUAGCGUUUUACUCCCAUUUACUUUCAUGUCAAUAAAGUCCGCAAUCCAUAAUACGUUCACGACGAACAAGAAAGAAGAUGAUGUGAAAGAGCUAGGACGCAUGCCAUCAUCUAAUUCCCAAACCGCUUGUUCAGAAUUAGGCCCUCCGGAUGGCGGGUUUCGGGCAUGGGGGACUGUUUUUGGAUGUUUCCUCAUGCAAUUUUGUGGUUUUGGAUACAUAUCGUCUUUUGGAGUUUAUCAAGAUUAUUACACACGAAUUUAUCUGACCAAUUAUUCACCAUCUGCAAUAUCAUGGAUUGGUGCAUUGACCUCGUUCCUCGCAGUCAAUGUCACGUUGAUCUCAGGUCCGCUGUACGAUCGAGGGUGGUUCUAUCGAUUGAUGAUUGUGGGGUCGCUGCUCCAAUCAGUGUCCUUGUUCGCUUUAUCCUUCACAAAGCCUGGUCAGUUUUACUUGGCUUUUAUAUUUCAGGGUGUCAUUUCUGGGUUUGGGAUGGGCCUGACGUACGCUCCCAGUAUCGCGGUCGUCUCUCAGCACUUCAUCAGAAGACGCACGUUGGCAAUGUCUCUCGUCACAUCCGGUACACCACUUGGUUCCAUGAUUCAUCCGAUCAUGCUCAAUCACCUUUUGAAUGGUACUGUGGGCUUUGCGAGAGGCAUUCACGCCAGUGCGGGUUUUGUCAGUGCUCUAUUAUUGAUCGCCUGUUUAUUCAUGCGUACAAGAGAACUGCCGGUACCGACUGCCAGUUAUAUGGUAGUGGCGCGAAAAUGCUCUCGCGAGGUUCUCUUCAUCCUCAUGACCGUUGGGUCAACACUAUUUCAGAUCGGGUUUUACUUCCCCCUGUUUUACUUGCAACUAGACUCUACCAAACAUGGUAUUGACACCAAAUUCUCGUUCUACUCCCUUGUGAUAAUGAAUGCAGCCUGUUUUGUCGGACGCUGCAUGACAGGAAUGGUUGCGGGGUAUACGGGGGUGUUGAACCUUACGAUCGCAUCCACCGUCGCAUGCAGUGCUAUCAUAAUAUCCAUGAUAGCUCUGACUGACGUGGCCAGUGUGGUUGUGUUAGGACUUGCGUACGGCUACGUCUCUUGUGUUUAUAUCGCGCUGAUAGUCCCAUUGGUGACUGAGCUCACACCCAAUUUGUCUGAGCUGGGUGCGCGAAUGGGCAUAUGUUUUACCUUUACUGCUUUUAGUGGAUUACUCAGCGGCCCAAUAUCAGGCGCUUUGCUUGGUUCUCAAUAUAGGUGGUGGAUACCGUCGCUCUUCAAUGGGCUCAUCUCCCUCGUCGGAAGUUCGAUGUUCGUGGCGAUGCGCUUGGUGAUAUACCGCCAGAAUAAACGGAAACCAUCCGUAGCUGACGGGGACACGUGAACCAGUUGUUCCGUUGGAUUCUGUCGAGGCCAUUAUUCACUCGUGCUGGAUUAGAUGUGACUUCUUGGAAAUAUGUGUAUGAAAUGUUCGUGUAUUGAACGCGUGUGCAG